This is a messenger RNA of Terrapene triunguis (Three-toed box turtle), 2384 nucleotides long. Its product is annotated as glucose-6-phosphate exchanger SLC37A1. The record is from RefSeq and is a predicted model, not a curated record. The transcript has 18 exons. Gene Ontology annotation, cellular component: endoplasmic reticulum membrane. The coding region runs from base 30 to 2384 and encodes 784 amino acids. Gene Ontology annotation, biological process: glucose-6-phosphate transport; phosphate ion transmembrane transport. Gene Ontology annotation, molecular function: glucose 6-phosphate:phosphate antiporter activity. NCBI's taxonomy places the organism in Eukaryota, Metazoa, Chordata, Testudines, Emydidae.
CUAAAAUCCAGAUCCUGGCAGUGAAGUAAAUGGCUCAACUUCCCCCUGGAGUUCGCUUCAUCGUUUUAUUUACAAGAGAUCAGUGGUGCAGGGCCUUCAUUUUUGUUCUUACCUUUUUGUUAUAUGCUAGUUUCCACUUGUCAAGGAAACCUAUUAGUAUAGUUAAGGGAGAACUACAUAAGCACUGUGCUCCUCCAAGUGAAGUUGAACUCAACUCCUACAAAGAAUAUGCCAUCCAGAUUCAGCCUGUUAAAAAGUUAUCUAAUGAGUCUCAGUGUGGUUGGGAGCCAUUUGACAAGAACAAUUACAAACAAUUACUGGGAGCCCUGGAUUACUCAUUUCUGUGUGCUUAUGCAGUUGGAAUGUAUUUGAGUGGUAUAAUAGGAGAGCGACUGCCUAUCCGGUAUUAUCUAACAGCUGGAAUGCUUGCCAGUGGACUCUUCACUGCAAUGUUUGGGUUGGGCUAUUUCUAUAAUAUACAUAACCUGUGGUUCUACAUGAUAGCUCAGUUUCCUGCACUGGUGAAAAGUGUUCAAGAUAUUGCCAGCUGGUGCAACAAAAAGCCAUGGAAAGCACGCUUUGUGAUGUCUAAGAGAACGUAUAAGAGCGGAGCUAGUAAACGAAAGGCAGCAAAAGAUGCUGAGAAGGAACUUGAGAAAAUUCCAAAGUUGUCAACGUAUUUUGCGCUGCAAUCCAACGUACAGGUACAGGCACAUGAAACGGACAGCGCUAGCAGCGACGAAUCGUAUCCAGAAGUAUCCAGAAGUGCUUCAAGUGAGGUCGAAGGUGAAGCCAGUUGUUCUACCAAACAAACUGUGACAGAUAUUCCAGCUGCUGCCGGGAAAGAAGUAUCUGAAUCUGAACCACUGACUGAUGAUCCAGGAGAUUGGCCGUCUAUAAUAUCGGACAGGCAAGUGUGUGACAUUGUUGCACGUGGCCCACCGCAGCAGAAUGAAAGUUACGAAUUUCCAUUUAACGAGGAAAGACUGAGGUUCACAAGUACUCAUUUCUAUCGAACCAUGGCUUUUCUAAAAGAAAGAGAUUUCUGGAGAAAUGUUGUCAAACGCAUGGUUGAUGUCGUUAUUUUCUUGUCCGAAAGAAACUUGGCAUUUCGAGGAAGUAAUGAAAAGCUCGGCGAUCCUUCGAAUGGCAACUUUUUGGGACUGUUUGAAUUGCUUGCAAAGUAUGAUACUGUCCUCAGCGAACUUUUACAGAGGAUUAAGAAGGCAGAGACACAUGUUCAGUACCUCAGUCCACAGAUCCAAAACGAGGUGAUUCAACUUGUUGCCAGUAACAUUCAAGAGGCCAGCAUAGCGCAGCUUAGAAAAGCAAAAUAUUAUUCAGUUAUUUUGGACUGUACUCCCGACGUGUCACAUGAAGAACAGAUGUCUGUGGUGUUACGCUUUGUUGAAUUCAACGGUGAAGAUGGUGUCAAUAUUCGUGAAGCGUUUGUUGGUUUUCUUAAUGUUCAUGAUACAACUGGCGAGGGCUUAUUGGAAGCGUUUCUUGAAAAGGCAAACAACUUAGGAAUAGACAUUGCUGACAUGAGAGGCCAAGCUUAUGAUAACGGCAGCUCAAAGUCCUACAUGAAUGGUACAAAUAAAUUCAGAGUCCAUAAGCCAACCUUAAAUCUUAAAGAAACCAACAAUCUUCGGGAUCCAGCGAUGCAGUGUUUGCUUCCUGAAAGAGAGAACUUCACAGUGCCACUGAACCAUAACGUGGCAGUCAAUGGGGAAGGUGGAACUAGAAUGUCAGCUAUAAGCUUCAUAGGUGCUUUGCGAAUACCUGGAGUCAUAGAAUUCUCUCUCUGUUUGUUGUUUGCUAAACUAGUCAGUUACACUUUCCUUUUCUGGCUUCCACUCUAUAUCACAAACGUAGAGCAUCUUGAUGCGAAAAGAGCUGGGGAUCUUUCUACAUUGUUCGAUGUGGGUGGAAUCUUUGGUGGCAUUUUGGCAGGCAUGAUAUCAGAUAGAUUGGAAAAAAGGGCUUCAACCUGUGGAAUGAUGUUACUACUAGCAGCCCCUGCCCUAUACAUGUUCUCUGCAAUCAGUAAAAUGGGCCUAGAAGCUACCAUAGUUAUGCUGCUUAUCAGUGGAGCCCUGGUGAACGGUCCUUAUGCACUGAUCACAACUGCAGUCUCAGCCGACUUGGGUACCCAUAAAAGUCUGAAAGGAAAUGCAAGAGCCCUGUCCACAGUUACGGCUAUCAUCGAUGGAACAGGUUCUGUAGGUGCUGCUCUAGGGCCUCUGUUAGCUGGUCUCAUCUCUCCCUCUGGUUGGAACAAUGUAUUUUACAUGCUAAUGGUGGCAGAUGCAUGUGCCUUAUUAUUCUUACUCCGUCUUAUACGAAAAGAACUCCAGUGUAAGAUGGACCAGACCUUGUAA